AUGAAGCGUGUUAUAUUAAAUUCAUUAUCAUCGACUAUAUUAGUCGUUUUGGUUGUUUGUUGUUGUGUUCUAGACAUCACAGUGGUUGGAUUAAGCUCAACAAGGGAAAGAGAAAACAGAAAAUUUUUCGGUGGUUACAGAAUAGCUCCAAAAUUUUGUAAUGCAACAAGACUUCAACCAGGGACUUCAAAGCCCCGAGGACCUACGAUCUGCAUGUUUAAUCACGAAUGUUCUCAAAGGAAUGGAGAAGUUGUUGGAGCAUGUAUGGAUGGAUUUUUAUUUGGUACCUGUUGUCUUUUAAAAGGUCAAGAGCAUAAUGGACAUGAAAUGGAUGAUGAUUACAUUGAAGAGAUGCCACAAUCAAAUUUAGCGGCUGUUAGUUCAUAUGAAAGAUAUGGAAGCGCCCAAGGUGAUUCGUAUUUAGACAAAAAGAAAUAUCAAAACGAAUAUGACUUUCAAAUGGACCCAGAUAUGGUUGAAAAGUAUGAAAAGCUAAAUGAGGCAACGGGAUACUUUUAUUCAACGACGAGCAUUCCAGAAAGCGAGGCACAUACAACAACUAUAAACUCUAUUGUUGGAAGACAAACAACGACAGAGGCACCUUCUUAUCAAGAGGAAACUGUGGCUCCAACAACAAACGUUUAUUUGCCCAAUAUUUCUAGUCAUAAAUAUAGCGAAGAAUUGCCGUCAGCUUUGUUGAAUAAAUUUUCGAAUCAAGAAACUAUUAAUCCCAUAUCAUCAGUUGAAAUAACAUCAUCGACAACUAAUGGGAUUGACGACAUUUUUACCUCCAGCAACGUCCAUUAUAUAGGAAAUGUUUUACGAGAAAAUGUGGACAGUACGACUAAUCGAGAAUUUAAUGAUAUCACCUACGAAGACGAUUCAUAUGAUACCGAAACUUCCAACUAUCCAACGACUACGUUUUAUAGAAAAUCCACUUCAACAACGGAAAAACCUCAACAUAAUACGCGUGUCACUUACCCAAAACCUCAAUUUAGGCCAAAGCCCACAAAAGAAUCUACAAACAAUUACAUCCUUGUCCAAACGGUUUCUAAUGAAAGAUACAACGAUUCAAAAACCGCAGUUUCAGAACCCAAUUUGGAAUCGAUUGAGUCAAUUAUUCUAAUGUUGAAUGAUACUAAUCCGGGACCAUCUUAUGAUACUGAUAUAUCAACCGAAAGAAUCGCUCCUGAUAGUACUGAAAUGGGAUACUAUUCCACGUAUUCUGAUGAAUAUGAUACAACACAAUAUAGUACAAAUCGUUAUCGUCCAGUAACGAGAAAGCCAGCAUCGCGUCCGUCUUUUUACACAACAACUUUUCAGCCAGACUCUUAUCAAGAAGAAACAGAAAUGUACAGCAGUCCAUACAGUCAAACGAAACGACCGAAUAUUGAAGCUAUUAAGGCCCAAACUACUUAUUCGUACUACGAUCCAUCGUUCCAAUCAGGAAGCAGUACACACUAUUUUUCGCCAAGCACAAAUUCUAUCAGUGUAUCUAGUUCGAAAAAGCCGUAUAGUAAACCCACAACUCAAAUAACAUAUAGCACUGCCGCUCCGACUAUUGAGAUCAUUAAAACAACAGUUGGCUCUAAGCAACCCUCGACUUUUAGUACCAGUGCAGGAACCAAGGUAAAUAAAAUUAAAACGCCUACUUCAGCAUCUUCUCGUCCCUCCUCAUCAAGUAGUACAACUUCUACACGACCCAUCAGUACAACGCAACGUAUUAAGGUGUCAUCAACUCAAAAGCAAUCAACAACUUCUACUAAAGGAACACGUAAACCACCAUCAACAAGCUAUGUUUACUCUCCUUAUCCCACUAAGCGACCUGGUGCAUCAGAAAAAACCUCUACAUCUGCGAAACCUACAAAAAAAAUUAGCCAAUCACAACUAGUCACAGCAGGUACCCGUCUUCCGGGCGAAUUUAUUGUACAGUCUAAGCCUGUUACGCAGGCUCGUCCAACAUCAAGUAACAGCUAUUUUUCAGUGCAAGAUAGUGUGACAAGCAGUCGGCCAAACCCUACUGUUUACAUUACUCCAAAGCCCAACGUGAACUUAAUAACGUCAAGUAACUAUGGAAAUAAUCCCGGAGGUAGUUCGACACCGGGUGGAACAAAUAAAAUUUCAACCGGCAACAUGCCACAAGGCGGAAUCUCAGUAAUAUAUAAUGAAAAUCCAGCUGUAUUGAUUCCGGCACCAGCCGACUUCGAUAAUGAAGGAUACUUUGGAGUCUCGACUACAAUGCGUCCUAUAUCUGACCAACAUUUAGUAACACAAACAUCGAUUUUCACGAUUGGCAAAAGACCAUCAACAAUUCAUGUGUUUGCCCCAACAACACCUUCUUCCGUAUUACAUUAUAAUGAUAUAAACGAUUACAAAACAGGACAAACAUCCAUGAUUCCAAUAAAAGGAGUUACACAUGCAGCUACAGAUGAUCUGAUAAACUUUCCUCCAGUCCGAAAUCCAAACUUAAAUCUUACCAAUGGAGUGCCACCAGGAGUUCAUACUGGAGUAAACUUCAGUGAAGAGGAGGAUACUGCUGAGACAACUCCCGUAUUUGUCGAAGACGAAGUGCUGCAUAACAAAAUGGAUUUAUUAGUAAGCAAAAUUGUUGCAUCAUUGCAAAAUAAUUUUGAUGAUUUGGCUGACAUGGUAUAUGAAAGACGAAACGUGACCAUUUUGAAAGAUCCAUCCGAGGAUGCGGCUACAUUAAAACCAAGUAGACGUCCUACUACUAGAAAACCAAUUACAACUACCAAAAGAGCAAAAGUUACUACGACAAAAAGACCAUUGAAAGCAACUAGUAAAAAACCAGCAACUACAAAGAAACCAUCAAGUAGCAAAAGACCUAGUACAAAGCGACCUACAUCAAAGGUGACAACAAAACCUACUAAGCGCGUUACUACAAGCACAGAAACGGCAACAUUAGCUGACGAUUACUACGAUGAGCCAAUAGAUGACAAUGAAACCGGGGCAGAAGAACAAUUACCGUCUUUUGGAAAUGCAAGAAUACAAUGUGGCGUACGUCCCCAAGUAAAGUCCGGUAGAAUAGUCGGUGGAAAAUCUGCUCGUUUUGGAGAAUGGCCAUGGCAGGUACUCGUAAAAGAAUCAACAUGGUUAGGGCUAUUUACCAAAAACAAAUGUGGUGGUGUUUUGAUAAACAAUAAUUAUGUAAUGACCGCUGCUCAUUGUCAACCAGGCUUCCUUGCGUCAUUAGUUGCGGUAUUGGGUGAACAUGAUAUUUCUGGCGAAUUGGAAGCAAAACGUUCAAUCACAAAAAAUGUCAAACAAAUCAUCGUACAUAGGCAGUAUGACCCAGCAACAUUUGAAAAUGAUUUGGCAUUAUUGCAAUUAGAGAGCCCUGUGCACUACGAUACGCAUAUUGUUCCGAUAUGCUUACCACCAGAUAGUGCAGAUUUUACUGGCCGCAAAGCUACUAUAACAGGAUGGGGACGUCUUAAAUAUAACGGUGGUGUUCCGAGUGUUUUGCAAGAAGUUCAGGUCCCCGUUAUGGAGAAUAGCGUUUGUCAGGAAAUGUUUAACACAGCAGGGCAUCAAAAGAAAAUUUUACCAUCAUUUUUAUGUGCAGGUUAUGCCAAUGGACAGCGUGACUCUUGUGAAGGUGAUUCGGGUGGACCAUUAGUUUUACAGCGCUCAGAUGGUAGAUUUGAAUUAGUAGGAACGGUUUCUCAUGGAAUCAAAUGUGCUGCUCCUUAUUUACCAGGUGUCUAUAUGCGAACAACUUUCUACAAACCUUGGAUAAAAAGUGUAGCUGGCAUAAAAUAA
This is a messenger RNA of Culicoides brevitarsis, 3783 nucleotides long. It is a transcript of the gene flz, whose product is annotated as serine protease filzig. NCBI's taxonomy places the organism in Eukaryota, Metazoa, Arthropoda, Insecta, Diptera, Ceratopogonidae. Gene Ontology annotation, molecular function: serine-type endopeptidase activity. The record is from RefSeq and is a predicted model, not a curated record. The transcript has 9 exons. The coding region runs from base 1 to 3783 and encodes 1260 amino acids. Gene Ontology annotation, biological process: proteolysis.